Messenger RNA from Schistosoma haematobium, 851 nucleotides. RefSeq names its product Suppressor of G2 allele of SKP1 (gene SUGT1). The coding region runs from base 74 to 676 and encodes 200 amino acids. Lineage: Eukaryota; Metazoa; Platyhelminthes; Trematoda; Strigeidida; Schistosomatidae. Gene Ontology annotation, molecular function: protein-folding chaperone binding. Gene Ontology annotation, biological process: protein stabilization. The transcript is spliced from 6 exons. The record is from RefSeq and is a predicted model, not a curated record.
GUACUUCGGCGAACUCAUCAAUUUUUUCGCUUCGUUGCAUUCCUUAGAGUUUAAACUUUCGUCCUGCAGGUUAAUGAUGUCUGCUUCUGGUGAUCGAUUUGAUUGGUAUCAGUCAGAGGAUAAUAUUUGGAUAGAUUAUUUAAGAAAAAAGAUGGCACCAACUGAUAUUCGGGUAGAAAUAAAAAGACGGGAGGUUUCUUUGUACCUGACUAUUCCCACCGGUGAUGAGUUGCUCAAGAAAUUCCAGUUGCUCCAUGAAGUUGUGCCAGAAGAUUCAUCAUACCGUGUCACCGCCACGAAAAUCGAAAUCAAGUUAAAGAAAGCAGAUAAAGUUUGCUGGAGUCAUCUGGAAUCUCAAGAUUGUAUCACUGGUUCAGGAAUUCAGACGUCAUAUGAUGUCACCAAAAUUGUUCACUCCUACCCUUCUUCAAGCAAAUCUGCACACGAUUGGAAUAAGAUCGAUAAAGAAGCAGCUGAAAUAGAGGGAGAAGAAGACCCUCUAAACAAAUUGUUCAGAAAUAUUUACGAAAAUGCCUCAGAUGAAACUAGAAGGGCAAUGAUCAAAAGUUUUACGGAAUCAGCUGGUACAGUCCUCAGCACCAAUUGGAGUGAAGUUGGAGCAGGUAAAGUUGAAAUACGACCUCCAGAUGGGAUGGAAUAUAAGAACACAAUGUGACGAAAUAUAGAAUAUUAAUGAUCAAGUGUAGUAGCCGCUAAUUUUGUUGUUUGGUGAACUACUCUACUACGUGAACCAACGGAACUGCUGUGUAAUUAUUUCGGAUUGAGUUCUGUAAUUUCGUGUUAUAUGACCAAACUUUAUUAAAUAUCUUGUUUUUCGAGCUGCUUUUGUA